Molecule: messenger RNA, 3235 nt
Organism: Acomys russatus (golden spiny mouse)
Lineage: Eukaryota; Metazoa; Chordata; Mammalia; Rodentia; Muridae
Gene: Iqch
Product: IQ motif containing H
Exons: 22
Coding region: 20-3235 (1071 amino acids)
Molecular function (GO): protein binding
Source: RefSeq, a predicted model, not a curated record
UCUUCAGCCUGCCUCAGCCAUGGCGCAGGGCCAGGAGGGCAGUGACCCCAUCGGAUCCAUCCUAAUCCAGGUCCAUGAGGACCUUCAUCAACUAAAGGAGAAAUUAACACAAUUCUCAGCUGAGAACACAAGAGACCCGCUAGACAUUCAGAAUCUAGAGACAGCAAUCCAGAGGACUGAAAUGGGGUUAAAAACUCACAUCGAGAAGUAUCUAGACGUUGUGAACCACCAGGUGUUAGUGGCCCCUAUGGACGAACGCUUACACUCCUCUAUGACUUCCGGAUGGUUGGUUCCAACUGAAAUUGACCAGAAAUCCUUUAUUUUCCCCACGGAGUCUGAGGGUAAACUUUGGCAACUUCAAAAACAUCGUGGCACAUUUUCACAUGGCCUUACAAGAGCAAAGCCAAAGACGGAGCUGAAUGUGAAGAUCAUGCAGGACCCUGAGAAUGCGCAGCACAGGGCUGCGGUGAGUGUGAGCUAUGGCAUCAGCUUGCCACACAUUAAUCAGAGGAAAGCCCAAGAGAAGGCUCAGCGAUUAGUAAAAGGGUCCACGAUAUCCAGCCUCACAGUCUUGCCAUCUUCUCGUCGCACUGAUCCCCAUUUUAUUCCCAUACCCAUCUUGCAAAAGGAUGCCAGUAAAGGGAUCUUAAGUAUGAUCGAACGAGGGCUGAUUCCCCCAACAGCAAGGAUUACCUUUCAGAAUCCACCCAUCAAACCCCAAGCAAUUCCUCUGCAUAGUUUUAAUGAGCCGCGGAAGAUUCUAAUACAAGGGCCCUUUGCUCCAGCUUACAAGCCACACCAGGUGUCAGAAGAUAAGGAGCCUCACAAGAAACCGAAAACCAAGGGGAAAGGCAAAAGGUCAAGAGGACAUGCCAAUAGGAAGGUCAUGAAAAGUACUACACCGUCUAAGACUUUGAAAUCACCGUGGGAUUAUGACUUUUUUAUUUAUAAUGGCACCAUAGACAAGACAGCCCCAGACUUCUUAGCAUUUAAGGCACAUUAUAGCUUAGCCUGGGGGAGUAUUUUUUCUCUCCUGGAACAGAUUGAGAAGUUUCUCAAGGACUAUGCAAUAUCAGAAGCCAAAGUAAAAGGAAAGAGCUUGGUGUCCCUGCUUCCAGAAUUUGAGCUGAAGAAUAAACUUACCAAAAAUGAUGUGCUUUUAGUUUUAGAGAACCCAUCUCACAUCCAAAUGCUGCUAAACCUUCCAGGACAGAGGUUCAAGGGCCGAGAUGGAGUCAGAGAGGCUGCCUCCAAGAUCCAAGCCACCUGGAAAAGUUUUAAGGCAAGACAAUUCUUCAUUACUUAUCGCCAGAGGAGGUGGGCCUCAGGUGUGAUCGCCCUUGCAUGGCUUUUACAUUGCCACAAGACAAGACUAAAGAAGAUACUGAAGGAAUCUCGUCAGAGACACCUGGAGAAUUUCCGCAUCCGAGCCAAGCAUCUGGCAGCCAACUGGAGUCGCAUCAGGACCUCCAGGAGGACUAUUAUCCAUAUCCCAUCAUUAGGAUAUUCCCAGUCUCUGCGAAAAUGCAUUGAAGAUUUGGACAUAGACCAGAACAUGCAGCUGGGGAGGCUGUGUGACAUCCUAGAUGACAACGUCUCUGUCAUCUACAUCUGCUCCCAUCCCAUGACUGAUGAGUUAAAGCUGUACUACAAAAGACUCCUGAGUCUACAAGCAGCUGUCAAAUCGGGGUACUAUGAGGAUAGGAGUGACCUGCAGAACAGGAUCAAAAUUAUCACCCCUGAAGCUGUAAACAUCUUCACUAAGCAUCAGAUGUGCCUGGCCACUCACCUGAAGUACAGUCCCAAGACAAUCAAAAGAAUAAAGAAUCUCAUCCAAGGAAAAGAGGCCUACAUCGUGGGUGGGAUCCUCCACGGAGACGAUUUAGCUGUGGCUGAUAUGCUAAAUGUACCCAUCCUGGGCUCGGAGCCUGAGCUGGUUCACCUGUACAGUUCCAAGUCUGGAAGUAAACGGAUCUUUGACAAUGCUAACGUGCCAAUGCCUCCUGGAAUAUAUGACAUCUAUACGUACCAACAGAUGACAGAACAGUUGAGCCAGUUGCUGAUUGAUCACCUGGGAAUCCGACGCUGGGUCUUUAAAAUGAACAUGGAAUUUGGAGGAAAUGGGACAGCCUUCUGUGACAUUCCUUCCCAUCUACAGUGCUACAAAUGGGUGCUAAAGGAGAGUAACAAAUACGGCCAUGAAGAUUGGAAGAAGAAGUGGGCACAAGAGCCAGCGCUGGUGAAGAUCUCCGAGGAGCUGGCGGGCAUUUUAGCACAGCACGUACAGCCAGUCAAUGAGAAACGGUUCCCGACGUGGAGGAAAUUCCUCCAAAUGUUUCUCACUCAAGGUGGCGUGAUUGAAGCAUACCCACCUGCAGACAGUGUCACCAACCUCACCGUAGACAUGUUGAUAGAGCCUGAUGGAGGAGUCAGAGUGCUGUCAAUGGGGGACCAGUUUCAUGCUGAUGGCCCCUUUAUUUCUUCUGGUACCACCAUGCCUCAGACCUCAGUGGAUCCCCAAGUUCUCAGCUCUUUGUGCCUCCAAAUUGGAAAUGCCUGCAAAAAGAAAAAAGUGGUUGGUUAUUUUUCUAUAGAUCUGGUGACUUUUAUUGAUCCAAGCACCUUAGAGCAGCAGGUAUGGACAACAGGCCUCAACCUCUCCUACAGUGACCAGCUAGCCAUGACUCAGCUCACCCUGUACCUGACUAAUGGCCAUCUGGAUUGUAGUCUGAGCACCCUGGAAGUGCCCCGUUUUGAUCAAGAUCGAGGAAAGAAAAAGAAGCGGCUUAGUAUCCAGGCUGAGCUGGCAUCAGAAACCAGUCGCUACGCAGUGAUGACCACCCAGCUGAAGCACCACAAUCUCUCGCUGGUCUUCUACUAUGUCUUUCUCCAGAUUUGUAAGGCCCAUGGCAUUGGCUAUGACCUCGAGGACAGACAAGGAACUGUUUUUAUACUAUAUGAAACUCUGAAAAGAUACAAAUUGGGCAUGUUAACAAUCGGUGUGGAUCUCCAGGGGGUCCUCAUGACCUUUGCUCGCAAUCUCUUCAUCAUCCAUCAAGAAAUAUCAGCACCUAAUAUGCAAGGCGAGACCAAUUUUAAGGCUACCAUUGCUGAUAUUGAAACCAUUUUAGGAGUAACAGAGGAAAAUAAAAUGCGAUUUGAAGGAGAAAAACAGACCAAAGGAAAUGCGGAUAGGCUGUAUGACCCUGCUGAGAUGCACAUAGAUGCAAUGUGA